CGCUAUCUCCCCUCGGAAUGGAUGCUCUACGAGGCUGUGGCCAAGGAGAUAUUCAAUCAAUUCGGCAACCCACAGAUAGAUCUAUUUGCCUCAACACUAAACAAGCAGAUCACUACUUACUACACCAAGCACAGGGAUCCAAUAGCAGUGGCGACGGACGCCUUCUCAAUUCCAUGGGACAAUGUUUUCGGUUAUGCUUUUCCUCCAUUUGCAAUCAUCCCCAAGGUACUUCAGAAAGUAGAGGAGGAGGGAGCCACCAUACUGCUAGUCGCCCCCUGGUGGCCCCGCCGACCAUGGUUCUCAACGAUAGUCGGCCUUCUGUGGGGGAGCCCGGUGUUUCUACCGAUGAGGCAGGACAUCCUGAGUCAACCAGGGACCCAGCACUACUACCCCGAGCCCAACAAACUGAGGCUCACACUGUGGCCCAUUACAGGGCAGCAGCAAUCAAGGCUGGACUUUCUGAACGGGCUGCCAAUUUCUCGGCAGAAUGUUUACGGUCUUCCACACGAUCAACCUACGACUCCAGACUCAGUCACUAUGUUAGAUGGUGUCGGCAGGCUAAGACUAAUCCAUGCAAGGCAUCUGUAGGGCCGUCUCGCCGGAUACUAUCUCUCGUUGGAUUGUGGAGGCAGUGAAAUCUGCUGGUGAUCCAGUCAUCAUUCACCAGACAGUUAGAGCCCAUGACACAAGAGGAUUGGCUGCUUCCUGGGCUUUAUUCAAGGGCGUACCCAUGGAGGAUAUAAUGAAAGCGGCAUAUUGGUCCAACGCUAAUACAUUCACAUCCUGCUACCUCUCGGAUGUCCUCAGUGAUGAAUCCAAGUUUGCCAAGGCCACCCUGUCCGGUCCCCAUCGCUAAUCCAAGGUAUGAGUUUAACUUUAAAAGCUUGUCAUUAGUAUCUUGUAUAAUAGAAUUGAUCUGUAGGGCCUCUUGGCUUUGGCCUGACCACCUCCCAUAGUUGUUUCCGUGGGAAUCUGGCUUUUAAGGGAAUAGGUAAGUAUGGCGUAUCUGAAGUAGAUUAUGUUGUUCAGUAGUGAACACCAUAUCUACGAAGUAGCCAUACUUACCUAUGCUACCCUCCCACCUCCCCUCUUUCUGUAUCUGAGGUUCGUUUGCCUAAGAAAGAGGAAGUGAGCCACGCACGCAAGGUACUUAUAGUAUAUAGGGCGGGGUUUCCCUCCUUGUCGUGCGGGGCCCUAGUCUGCGUUGCAGACUUUUUCUCCUUUUAUAGGAGAAAUUUUUUGCCGGGUGUAUUCGAGCGUGGCGAUCGAAUGGCUUUUGAGGGAAUAGGUAAGUAUGGCUACUUCGUAGAUAUGGUGUUCACUACUGAACAACAU
Lytechinus variegatus (green sea urchin) is the source of this 1335-nucleotide messenger RNA. RefSeq lists its product as uncharacterized. The record is from RefSeq and is a predicted model, not a curated record. The coding region runs from base 18 to 635 and encodes 205 amino acids. The transcript has 2 exons. Lineage: Eukaryota; Metazoa; Echinodermata; Echinoidea; Temnopleuroida; Toxopneustidae.